This is a messenger RNA of Solea solea (common sole), 6837 nucleotides long. RefSeq names its product adenosine deaminase RNA specific (gene adar). Gene Ontology annotation, biological process: adenosine to inosine editing; RNA processing. Gene Ontology annotation, cellular component: nucleolus; cytoplasm. The coding region runs from base 468 to 4577 and encodes 1369 amino acids. Gene Ontology annotation, molecular function: double-stranded RNA binding; double-stranded RNA adenosine deaminase activity; tRNA-specific adenosine deaminase activity. The record is from RefSeq and is a predicted model, not a curated record. The transcript is spliced from 16 exons. NCBI's taxonomy places the organism in Eukaryota, Metazoa, Chordata, Actinopteri, Pleuronectiformes, Soleidae.
CCGUUUUCUUACACGAGGUGAUGAGUGAAUUUUCCCUAACUGUGGUGUAAUGAUUCAGCAACACAUCACUGUAAACAGUUGUGCGUGGAGUUUAUAAAAGGUAGCGACAGCUCUCUGGCUAUUAAUUGUUUUGGAAACGGAGACGUUGCUCAUCCAAAGCGGAAAACGCUGCGCGUCGGAUAUUCGCUUUCUUUAUUUGAAUUAUUUUAUUUCAUUAGACAGUUUAGGUUCUGUGGAUAAUAGUCAUUCUAAGCUUCUGCUUUUUUUCCUACGUUGUCUGAGAAUUACCACUUCCCACUUGUUACACCGCGGACACUUUGGUUUGAAGUGCAUAAAGGUGCUCUCAUUGUGCAGCUGGCCUGCCCUGACUUUCCAUCAGGGUGAGCUGUUUUUGCCAAAGGACAUAAACUCACACGGAAGCUGCACAGCCAGCUGCUCCGGCCCCCUUCACACUCACCCCCUGCGAUAUGAGCAGAGGUAGAGGAGGGCCUCCGAAAGAACAGUACCACAGAUAUCCAGCACCCCACUUGCAGGUUGAGGAGAAUACCAGGCCUGGCCUGGCCUCACUCUACCCUAGAGCUGUCCCACAGCAGACCCAAUCUUCAAAUUACUACAACAAUCCUGUAGCGUCCACACAGCACCCAUUUACCUCUGUCAUUCCCUCCGCCCCACCCAUUCCAAGCCACAUUAAAGCGGACCAUCAAUCUGUAGCAUUUGACAGGUCACAUAAUCAAAAUCACAGUCCUGGUCUCAUUCCCCAUUCUUUUCAGUCCAAACAGGUGGAGUUUCUGCUAGGACACAUCUCUGAGGCUCCUCAAUUCAGAGCCAGUCCACGAGGAGGAGGAGGCAGGCCAACCAGUUCCUCAUAUCAGUCCCAGUCAGGGCACAUUAGCUAUCCAAACCCAACCAACAGCCCAUGGAAUAGAGGAAGAUAUAGCCAAGACCAGAGUUUUGUUUAUCCACCCAUUGUAGGACCCACCAGAGGCCCCCAAGGCUCUCGUCACCCGAAUCUAAACCAGUUACAUGAUCAAAGCUACAACCAGUACUCUGGCAGACAGUGGCGCAACCAGACUGACUCUUUGUCUGACAGAUUUCAGAGUUUGUCUCUUCAUCGGGACAGACCGAACAAAGGAGAGAGCUUUGGCAGACAGCCCAGUAGCUCGACAUCUUCAAGCUUCAGUAAGAUUAACAUCACUCUCACUCCUGCCCACCAGGACCAGGUACACAGGGCUUUGGCUGCUUUGAGGCCAAAUGAGAGCAUAUCUGCAAAAUUGUUAGCCAAAAAGCUGCGUCUGCCCAAAAAAAUUGUUAACAAGGCCCUCUACUCUUUAGAAAGCUCACAGAAAGCCUCUAAGCAAGGACUUCUCCCCCCUGAGUGGACUCUUUACAGAGAACCUCUCACAUGCCAGGGCAAUCAAAACUCUUUACUUCAAAGUCCACUUUGUGGCCAGUCUGUCAGUUUAGAACAACCUCUAAUACCUAAAUUCAAGGCUGAGCUAAAAACAGAAGCAGCAGAAAACAGGGAACAGGCCAAAGAGGAGGACUCUGACACAGAAUCCAGUUUUUCCUACAGCUCUUCUUUAGAGUCAUCAGAAUCUGACGGAUUCCAGACUCUUUCAAAGGGUCAGCACAGAGAGAAAAAACAUCCCAGCUCUACCAACUCCCCUGAUCAAGAAAGUCAGAUUCCCAUAAUGACAGACCAGAAGGAACAAGUUCUUCAGUACCUUCUGAAUUCAAAGGAGGCAUCCGCUCUCGUCAUAGCCAAAAAUCUUGGUCUUAGGAAUUCCAAGCAUGUCAAUCCAACCCUUUAUGCUCUAGAGAAGCAAGGGGAUGUUUCUAAGAAUUCUGAUGUCAACCCUCCCACCUGGGAGCUCUCCACCCACCGCAGAGAGAGGAUGGAGAGGAACCUCAAAGCCACGCAAAGCACCCAAGCUGAGAAGAGUCGCAUGGAGGUGGAAGUUAUUAAAGAGGAGAUAGUUGGAGGGUCCAAUUUCCUGCCAUCCUCACCACUACCACCUGUGGUAGGCCCUGAGCCAGUUGCUUUACCAGCGGCCUGGAUGUUAAAGCAAAGUCACAUUAAAGCAGCUGACUCCUCGUUCCAGCCUCCCUCAAACCGCGUCAAAGCCAUUAAUGAAACAGAAUGGGCCACCGACGACAUCCCAGAAUUCCUCAAUGCCAUUCGCAGGGAGACGGACGCUGAAAAACGGGCAGCAGAGGCCAAUGCUGUAGGAACUGUCGCUGUAUCGCUGGCUGCCCCGCCUCCCCUGAACCUGUGGGCUAAGUUACAAGAAGUGAGACUCAAAAACCCAGUCAGUGGCCUCAUGGAAUAUGCCCAAUACCUGGGCCAAAACUGUGAGUUUCAGCUACUGGACCAGUCGGGGCCUGCUCACGACCCAAGAUUCCGUAUGCAGGUAAUGUUGAACGAGAGGCUGUUCCCUGUCGCAGAAGCUUCCAGUAAGAAGGUUGCAAAAAAGGAUGCUGCCGCAGCCACUCUGCAAAUUCUUAUUGGAGAGAUGCAGGGAGAACCCAGCACCAAGGAAGAAGAACCCACUGACACAUUGGAAAAACCCAUCGAUCCGCUACCAGACACCAGUGGUGCAGUUGAGAGCAUGGGGGAAAUAUUUGAGUCCAAUAGUGAGGAAAUGGUGGAGGGACCUCGCCAGCCAAUCUCUCGCUCUCUCCCUGGUGGCAAAAAUCCAGUGUCGGUCCUGAUGGAAUACAGCCAACGCAGUGGAAACCCAAUUGAAUUCAUCAUGACUGGGCAGGCAGGCCCACCACAUGACCCACGGUUCGUUUAUAGGGUAAAAGUUGGAGAGAACUUGUUUGCUGAAGCCUCGGCUCCAAGUAAGAAGGCUGCCCGCCAGCUGGCAGCAGAGGAGGCCGUCAAAGAAUUGAUGGCUGACGGGAGAUUACAGCUCAACAAGCCUCAGUUGCCCCUAGGCUCUUCUAGUGAUGGUGAUGGAAGUUGUGCUGGUACCACAUGCCCCCCCUUGCCCCCUCUCACAGCAGAUGAGUUGCGAGCAGCUCAUGAAGCAGGGGUUGGGGACCUCAUCAAUUACCUGAACAACAACGCAGUGUCAGGUCUUUUGGAGUACGCCAGAGCCCGGGGCUUUGCUGCUGAGAUCCGCCUGGUGGGUCAGUCUGGUCCACCACAUGAUCCUAAGUUCACCUACCAGGCCAAGCUCGGUGGAAGGUGGUUUCCUCCAGUCUGUGCGUCCAACAAGAAGCAGGGAAAACAAGAAGCAGCAGAUGCUGCUCUCCGGGUUCUUAUAGGAGAAGCUGAGAGGGCAGCACGCACUGGAGAGCUUAUCCCAACUGAGCUUCCAGUGAGUGGCAGCACUUUGCAUGACCAGAUAGCAAUGUUGAGUUACCAGCGUUUCAACGCCCUGACCACACGUAUCCAGCACAGCCUAUUGGGACGUAAGAUCCUGGCCACUGUCGUGAUGAGGAAGGGGGAGGGCCUGGGCACUGUUGUCAGCCUCGGGACGGGAAAUCGUUGUGUUAAAGGGGAGGAACUGAGUCUUAAAGGAGAGACUGUUAAUGACUGCCACGCCGAAAUCAUCUCCAGAAGGGGAUUUCUUCGGUUUCUCUACAGUGAGCUGCUCAAGUACUAUGACGGCGCAGGCGACUGUAUAUUUGAGCUCGGGGACGAAAACAAACUGCGGCUCAAACCUGACAUCACCUUUCACCUUUACAUCAGCACAGCACCUUGUGGGGAUGGGGCUCUGUUUGAUAAGUCCUGCAGUGAGACUGGGGACGAAGUUGCAGGCCACCAGCCUCUAUUUGAGAAUGCAAAGCAGGGCAAGCUUCGCACCAAAGUGGAGAAUGGUGAGGGCACCAUCCCAGUGGAGUCGAGUGCCAUCGUGCCCACGUGGGACGGCAUCCAGCACGGGGAGAGGUUGCGGACCAUGAGCUGCAGUGAUAAGAUCCUCCGCUGGAACGUGCUCGGCCUGCAGGGGGCAUUGCUCAGCCAUUUUAUGCAUCCCAUCUACCUGAAGUCCAUUACACUCGGUUAUCUGUACAGCCACGGUCACCUGACACGUGCGGUUUGCUGUCGGCUUGCCAGAGACGGUGAAGCAUUCUUCCAGAGUCUUCCUUCUCCCUUUAUGCUAAACCACCCUGAGGUGGGAAGAGUGAGUGUGUACGACUCCACACGUCACACAGGCAAGACCAAGGAGUCCAGUGUGAACUGGAGUUUUCCAGACCAGAACAGUGUGGAGGUGCUGGAUGGGACCAAAGGCAAACUGGACGGGAACAAACUGGGCAUUUCCCGCGUGUCCAAAUCCAACUUGUUCUCUCUGUUCCGCUCCGUGUGUCAGCGGUGCGGCCGCACAGACCUGCUCACCAUGUCCUCAUACACCCAGGCCAAGAUGUCUGCCACAUCCUUCCAGCUCACAAAGCAACACUUCUUUGAAGGUCUCAGUGCCCACGGUUACGGCGCCUGGAUCAGCAAACCGCUGGAAGAGAAGAACUUUGAGUCAGGAGAUGGAACCUGGAAAAAUGGAGCCAGUCUUCCUAUGGAAUAUGUCGGCAGUAGAAACGGAGCACCAGUGGAGAUCAAGCAGGAAGAGGCGUAGAACAGAGCAAUAUAGAGCUGAAACAAUUACUCGAUUAAUAGAUUACUAAAUUAAUCGGCAACUAUUUUGAUCAUCAAUUAAUCGGUUUGAGGCUUUUUUUUUCAUGAUUAAAACAAGAUUUCUGAUUGUUUCAGCUUCUUAAAUGGGAAUAUUUUCUUCGUUUCUUUACAAUGGCAUUCCAGUGGUCAUGCAUUGACAGGGAUUGCGUGAUGUGGGUUCGUUAAUGUAACGUGGGGAGUAUGCUUUGUUAAGCAGUCCAGUGGGGAAGAAACUGUUCUUGUGGAGCGAGGUUUCGGUCCUGAUGGACCACAGCCUCCUGCCAGACGGGAGUGAUUGGAAGAGAAAGAAGAAAAGGACAAUUAAACUAUGCGUAGCCAGUGGCCAGAGCUGUAUCGUCGGAUUUGAACAUAGUUAAAAGCUGUGCAGGGAGUGAUGUGGAAACGUACGCGGUGAAUUGAGAGGGAAACGGCAAGAGCAGAGCCUGAUGGAUGAAUGGGAUCACAGCAGACACACUGAGGCCGGGAGAGAAAAUAUAUGCACUUCAUGAAAUAGGAAUUGGUUUGAAGUCAGUAAAUCAUCACAGCAAAGGCUGCUACAAAACAGACCUAGCAAGAGUGAACCCGUCGGCUUUACUGCAUUUGUCCUCGUCCUUUAUGCGGAUUAUAACUGUACGUUGGCGUUACACUGUCGUUUCAGUUUGUCUUGUUUUGACCACUGCUUUGACAACUGUUGGUCGUCAGUUCAGCCUAUGGACCAUUGUAGCAGUAUUUGCAGUUGUGAUCGUUCCUCUACAGUCCCCUGUCAUGAAGUGCUGAUGGUUUUUUCGGCCGUCUGCGUUCUAUGUCAUCCGGCUGCUGCUUCAUGACAACGGAAGAGCAGAAGGAACCAAGGAUUUUCUUUUUACUUUUUUAAAUAGCACUCAUCCCACUUGGAUGUCAUCAUGAGUACAAUUGGAAAUUGGUGUUUACUCUUGUACGUUAACAGCUUUACACAAGAACAACGUGAAUAAAAACAUUCACUGUUCAACUUUUCCGGUUCUGAGCUUUUACAUUUGAAGGCUUCAAACCGGCCCCUUUCUAAAUUAAACACGCUGUAAGAAUGAACCUUACUGUACACCGUUUAGCUGCUCAGCCAUCCACAUAGUGUUGCUAUGGUUUCCAUUAGCACAGCAUACUGUAGGUAAGUGCAGCCCUACCUUUAGUCCUAUGGUUUCUCUCUGCUUUUGAUGCUUGUAUAUGCAGGAAAUACUGAUGUCAAGAUCCCAAAGCAGUACAAAAUGUAUUGUUGUCGUUGAUUGUGUGUUUUUGAGUACGUCUCCUUGUUUUCCUCCUAAACAUUUGGCCAUGGUAGAAAGUCACGGAAAGUCUCCACUGACCGGCGUUUUUUUCUUUUAACGUCUCGAUCCAAGAAAUAAAUGAAGACUUUCAGGUUCUCUUGCAUGGCCAGUUGUUUACACCUCACCUGGGACUGCUAGGUGAGGACGUUUUUGUUGUUUAAGGAGAGUAUGAAGUUUCUUUUUCUCUUGUUUUGGUUACAUGUACAUAGAUGAUGCAAUAUAUACGUCAAGUUUAUACAAAUACAUGUACACAGAUGUACAGUGGGGUCCAAAAGCCUGAGUCCCUCAGAUUUCCGUUGAGCUUGUGGUCUGGUAACUACAGAGAAAAAAAGCCAUUCAAGUUAGCACUCCAUGACACUAAACGGUCAAACAUAAGGGUUUGUUUUGGUGUAGCCAAAACAUAGCAUGUAGAGCUAUUAUUUUACCAGCAGAUGAAUCUUUUAAAUGCUUUUAUGUGAUGAUGUUCCUCUGUAGACCAGAGUGACACCGCUCUGGUUGAAGUUUUAUUAGUUCUCAUUGCUGUAGUUAAAAUUACCUUUCAUAUAAAUGAUCAGGAAGUUAGAUGUGCGUUAUCCAGCAGCUGUGAUGUGAAUUAAACGUAGACUCAUUUUUAAUCUCAGUAAAACAAUUCCAUUAUGUUUUUUUACCUUUGUUUGACAAAGAGGCUGAAAAGAAGAACAUGUAUGCUUUUUGCUGCUGGACUCAGACUUUUGGAUCCCAGUGUUUGUUUGAGUAUGAUGAUAUAUACAGUAUAUAUAUAUAUAUAUAUGUGUGUGUGUGUAUUUGUAUAGGUUUAAUGUAUAUAUUUUGUAAACCAUCUAAAUAGUUUUCUAUAAUUUUUCCUGAUGUUUUAAUCGCUGUUUUUUUUACCAAUCCAGUUUGGAGAGUUGGACACAAUAAAACAAGUAGUGAUGUUUGAGUGGA